Condylostylus longicornis is the source of this 1209-nucleotide messenger RNA. Its product is annotated as thymidylate synthase. NCBI's taxonomy places the organism in Eukaryota, Metazoa, Arthropoda, Insecta, Diptera, Dolichopodidae. Gene Ontology annotation, biological process: dTMP biosynthetic process. Gene Ontology annotation, molecular function: thymidylate synthase activity. The transcript is spliced from 2 exons. Bases 194 to 1120 code for a protein of 308 amino acids. Gene Ontology annotation, cellular component: cytosol; mitochondrion. The record is from RefSeq and is a predicted model, not a curated record.
GUAAAUAAAAAGUAAAGUGAUGAGACAAAUAUAAUUUCGUCAUUAAUCGCUACAUAAUCCAAACAUUUUUAUUGUAAAAUCAAACUACUAUUAAUCGUAAAAAAAGCAAUAAUUCUCAACUUAUUUAAAUUUAUAAAUCAGAUUUUUAAGAAUUUUAUUUUUUGCGUUACGACCGCUUUUCAAACAUUUUUUAAUGCCUCCUACAACUGGAAUUCUUGGAACGGAAUCAUCAAAUGAAGCUAAUGUCGAACCAAAUCAUGAUGAAAAUCAAUAUUUACAAUUGAUUAAAAAAAUAAUAGAAACAGGUGUUAAGAAAGGAGAUCGUACCGGAACUGGUACUGUAUCGAUUUUUGGUACUCAAAUGCGUUUCAAUCUUCGAGAUGGAAUAUUCCCUUUAUUGACAACAAAAAGAGUAUUUUGGCGUGCGGUUGUUGAAGAAUUAUUAUGGUUUAUACAUGGUAAAACUGAUGCAAAAUUAUUACAAGAAAAAGGUAUUAAAAUAUGGGAUGGGAAUAGUACCAGAGAGUUUCUUGAUAAAUCCGGUUUCACCGACCGUGAAGUUGGAGAUUUAGGCCCAAUCUAUGGUUUUCAAUGGAGACAUUUUGGUGCUAAAUACGGAACAUGUAAUGAUGAUUACAAUGAAAAAGGUAUCGAUCAAUUGAAAAAUGUUAUUGAUCGAAUAAAAAACGAUCCUACCGACAGAAGAAUAAUUAUGUCGGCUUGGAAUCCAAUAGAUUUACCAGAAAUGGCGUUACCACCAUGUCAUUGUUUUAUACAGUUUUAUGUGUCUAAUGAUGAAUUGUCUUGUCAAAUGUAUCAACGGUCUGCUGAUAUGGGCUUAGGUGUGCCUUUUAAUAUAGCAAGUUACUCGCUCUUGACAUAUAUGAUUGCACAUAUAACAGGCCUUAAACCAGGUGAUUUUGUUCAUACGAUGGGAGAUACUCAUGUCUACUUAAAUCAUAUCGAGCCAUUGAAAGAGCAACUUAAAAGAACACCAAGAGCAUUUCCAAAAUUAAAUAUUAAAAGAAAAAUAGAAAAUAUAGAAGAUUUUAAAUUUGAAGAUUUUGAAAUUAUCGGUUAUAACCCGUAUCCUAAAAUUGCUAUGGAAAUGGCAGUAUAAAAUUUAAAUGUUUAAUAGUUAGUUUCACAUAUAACUUUUGAGUUUGUACCACAGCUUUUUAUGUUCCAAAUCGAUUAAUAUAUUGUAUA